AUGGUUCUUUACAAACGGAAACCGGUGCAGUUCCUGCCACCGGCAGAAAUACAAGACGAGAAUGACGAGGUGUGGCAUAUACCCCAGACAGGAGAGAUAUUUGCCACAUACGAGGAUUACUUGAGUCGCAUGGAAUUUUACAAGCAGCGUCGUUUCAAUGACCAAAUCACUGGACACUCGGGGCUUAGCUUCUUUGAAGCCUUCAAAAGCGAGCUUACUGGAGGUCGCGAAGUUGAAGCCUCAUUUCCAGAAGCCCUCAAAGGGCCUAUUCUCCGCAGAGUUCAGUUUCAGACCAUCUCCCGUUUGGAUAAUCUUGUCGAUUCAAUAUUUGACGAGUUCAGGCUUGAUUAUUAUCCGGGUGAGGAGGUGACAGUUUCGAUAGACGGAGCAGAUCGGAUUCAUGGCCUGGUCAGGGACAAGACCACCUUUGGACCAAGAAAUUUACCAGAUGGGUCACGAACUUUACCAGUCACUCGAUACUUGGUCAAUAUUAAAGAUACUGAUGAGGAGACAAUGGUGACGGACCAGCGCAUCUGUCGGGACCGAGGCGUCUUCACCAAGGCCAUGCUUCGCUCCUUUAUUAAAAAGACCGUCACCCGAGAAGCAUGGACAGGAGCGCCGUGGCUCGUGAAGCAUGACUACGCCAAUAUGUACCAUAUCGACACAAGAGUCCCACCUCAUCUUCGCUACGACACAAAGUUGCUCGAGAGGAAGCAGCUCCAGGCUCAAAAACGAGGACACUUUCAUGAACCGACCGGACUCGCAAACUGCGGCCUAUUGCGCCUGCCGGAGCUGAAGCCAGCCACCAAGAUUCCCAAGGCAAAACAGGCGCAACUUUGCAAGGAACUCAAAUGGCCUCUUGUUGAAUCAGUAAAUGGCGUGCACGGGUCAGGAACACAUGAGCAGCCAGCGCGUGAGCCAACUCCGCCUCCGCCUCCGCCUCCAACAAAGUAUCCCAUCGAAGACUUGGCCUUGCCACCAAGAGAAGGAAGUUUCCGCCCUCGCUUAAAAUUCAUGUGCCGAAAUCCUCCCGUGGAGGCUGAAGGAAUCGUUGACGAAUCCCAACCUUUCCGCGACAGAAUCGACAUGGCAACCGUGGGCGCCUUUCUAGAGACCUGGGAUACCUUGAACGUAUACUGCGAGAUUUUCAAGCUCGAUUCUUUCACGUUUGACGACUUUGUGGAAGCCAUGGCCGUGGCUUCUGAGCGUGUGCCCGUCCAACUAUUCGACGAAAUUCAUUGUUCAGUACUCAAGGUUUUAGUCGACUCUGAGAAGGACGGGGGGAAAGUGCGCAUCACACUGCCAGAGUUGGAAGACGAGGAAAGCGAUGAAGACGAAGACGACGGGCAAGGUGACGGCGAUGAGGAGAAGGAGCAUGAAGAAGAACAAUCUCCUGAGCCAGAGGAGAAGCCAAAGGGUCGUGCUACACGAAGCAGCCUAGCUAAGCUUGAGGCUGAAAGGCUAGCUGCAGCUGUGGCUGCUGCCGAGGAAGAAGAAAUCCGCGCCGAGCAGGAAUCCCGUAGUCGGGCCGAAGAGUUGAUGAGAGAGUUUGACUGGAUAGAUCACCUCCGCAAGCGAGACUUUUCCAACGGCGGGUGGGAGCGUAUAAUGAUUGGUUUGAUUCAUCAGCUUUCGAAAGACGACCGACAGAAAGACGCUUGCGAGGAGCUACUUGAACACCUUGUGCCUCCCGACACGGAACCUACAAGAGAAGCUGCUCAGCGCAACUAUGCCGAGCUUGACGUCGACCACCGAGUCAAGGCGCUACAGAUCAUAUGUUUACUGACGAUGCAGACCAGAGCGGUCCGCGGCUACAUGGAAGAUUGCAGUGAGACAAUGACAAAGUAUCGCAAGGACAGAAUUGAGUGGCAACGGCAGAAGAAGCAAGCAACAGAGGAACUACGUCAGUUGCAUGAGCAACGUCGGGAGCUGGUUCCGGAUCCAGAACCAGCCGAGGAUGCCGAUGCAACUAUCCACAAAGAAGAAAAUGUUGAAAUGCUGGACAUGAAUGAAUCUCAAAUUGACCGAGGAGACGGCGAGAAUGGCAGCGAGAAUGAAGCGAGUCGAACAAAGGGCAAAAGGAGAGGCCGGCCGCCGCUAGAAAAGAAAAGGAAGGAUGCAGAAGUAGGGAAAGAGCAGAAGGCAGUCGACAAGGAUAAGCAGAAACCGCGAAGGGAAGCUGUGAAACUGACACCCCAGCUACAAAAGCAGUACAACAAAAUUCUCAAGGAAAUUCAAAAGCAAGAAGACAUUAUCAAAGAAUGCGAGGAGGAGGUGGCUAUAAUCGAGAACGAUUUGCGCGAGGCCGAUUGUCCACGGACCAGGGUUCUGGGCAAGGACCGGUUCUGGAACCGAUACUACUGGUUCGAGAGGAACGGCAUGCCUUAUGGCGGCCUUCCUACCAGCUCGACAGCAUUCGCCGAGUACGCCAAUGGCUGCAUUUGGGUUCAGGGACCCGACGAUAUGGAGCGCGAAGGCUACAUUGACGGUCCGGCGAGCCUGCAGAACGAAUUCAAGGCAAAGUUUCAAAUGACAGUCGCGGAGCGCAAGGCCAAGGAAGAAAACGGAACAAGCGUCUUCACAGCCAGACAAUGGGGCUACAUCUCGGAACCCGAGGAUGUGAUUGCGCUAAUCAAGUGGCUGGAUCAUCGAGGCUGUAACGAGACGAAGCUGCGGAAAGAACUGGUCAAUUACAAGGACCGCAUCGCGCAACACAUGGAGAACAGAAAGGCGUAUCUUGACAAGGGCCAAGACAAGGACAAGACGGAUGAGCACACGAUGAAGCGGAGUAGCUCGCGAAUUCGGGACAAGACGCCAGAACCGCCGAGUUAUCGUUGCCAACAGUGGGUGAAUACGAUGGCUCUGGAAGACUUGGGUCAUUUGCACUCCAAGCCCCCACCGCCGCCCAGGGUCAGGAAGCAAACCAAGAAACGAGAGGCAGAAGCAGACGCCGAUGCAUCCAGCCGUGGAGCACCGAAAACCCGACGACGAGGUUAA
Ustilaginoidea virens is the source of this 2997-nucleotide messenger RNA. RefSeq lists its product as uncharacterized. The record is from RefSeq and is a predicted model, not a curated record. NCBI's taxonomy places the organism in Eukaryota, Fungi, Ascomycota, Sordariomycetes, Hypocreales, Clavicipitaceae. The coding region runs from base 1 to 2997 and encodes 998 amino acids. The transcript has 7 exons.